Molecule: messenger RNA, 1196 nt
Organism: Hypoxylon trugodes
Lineage: Eukaryota; Fungi; Ascomycota; Sordariomycetes; Xylariales; Hypoxylaceae
Product: glutathione S-transferase
Exons: 6
Coding region: 143-934 (263 amino acids)
Source: RefSeq, a predicted model, not a curated record
GCGCUGAAUUAGGUAAAGUAUUAAGCCUAACUUAUACUAUCAUACCACGUCAUUGCCGAGUUGAUUGAUAAUCAAUUGUUAAAUAGUAUAAGUCUCUUCAAGUUACCCUUAUAUAUAUCUAGGUAGUUAGCUGGGAUUAGGAAUGACAACGAGACUUGGACAAAUCGCAACACAGAUCCUACCCAAAAUGUCGGACGUUCAUCUAUAUACCGCCCAGACGCCUAACGGCAUCAAGGUUUCGAUCCUUCUAGAGGAGUUGGGAGUACCAUAUAAGGUGACUGCUAUCGACAUCAGCAAGAACACUCAGAAAGAACCAUGGUUUCUGGAGAUCAACCCGAACGGCCGUAUUCCUGCCUUGACAGAUACCUUCACUGAUGGCAAGCCUAUUCGACUAUUUGAGAGUGGCUCUAUUAUGCAAUACCUCACUGACAGAUAUGAUCCGGAACAUAAACUAUCAUAUCCUAAAGGCUCUAGGGAGUAUUAUGAAGUGAACAAUUGGCUCAUGUGGCAAAUGGGUGGCCUUGGUCCUAUGCAAGGACAAUUGAACCAUUUUAACCGCUAUGCUCCCGAGAAGAUUGAAUACGGGAUCAAUCGAUAUAGGGGAGAGGUGCGACGUCUUUAUCGCACCAUCGAGACACAGUUGAAGUCUUCGACAUCCGGCUACUUAGUUGGUGAUCGAUGCACGAGUGCGGAUAUUGCAUGCUGGGGAUGGAUCGUAUCUGCUAAGUGGGCUGGUAUUGAUAUGGCCGAAUUUCCGGUAUUGGAGGAAUGGGUACAACGAUUGCUAAAGCGACCAGGAGUUGAAAAAGGUCGUCAUGUACCAACAGCUCAUACUUAUGAGACGCAUCAGAGCCUCACUCCUCAAGCAAUGGAUGAGAAAGCUGCUAAACUUAGAGAAUGGGUCCAAAGUUCAAUGAAGGAAGAAGCGAAAUGAUGAAGUUCCUAGGAAGGCUGAUGUAUGAAGGAUAACCAUGAGAGGCGUAGGCGCUUAUCUUAGUGAUUAGGUGCCUUUUCUAAGACAACUUUCCCAACCCCUUUUGUUUUUAUAGCCAUUCAUGUUUGCCUAGAGAUAUUAAGCACCCUUGUAUUUGAGGAAAACUUGUAUGAAAGGAUAAAUGUGACUUGAGUAUUAAGCAUAAAAAGGAUUACAUAUCACACUCCAACGAUACCUCCUUCUGCUUGAAAAAGAUGUGUUA